Molecule: messenger RNA, 7054 nt
Organism: Silurus meridionalis
Lineage: Eukaryota; Metazoa; Chordata; Actinopteri; Siluriformes; Siluridae
Gene: rock2a
Product: rho-associated, coiled-coil containing protein kinase 2a
Exons: 32
Coding region: 676-5079 (1467 amino acids)
Biological process (GO): peptidyl-threonine phosphorylation; embryonic morphogenesis; regulation of cell junction assembly
Cellular component (GO): cytoplasm; centrosome; cytoskeleton
Molecular function (GO): Rho-dependent protein serine/threonine kinase activity; ATP binding; small GTPase binding
Source: RefSeq, a predicted model, not a curated record
UAAUUCGGGUAAACGCGCUUGAACGCUGCACGGCUGCGGUGGAAGGCGAAGACGCGAGCGGACAAAAGGCGAACCGGCGGAAAAAAAGCCUCACAAACGUGAUGAAUUAAUCAGCGACCAUGUCUCGUUUUCCUGACGUCCCCGAUUCGCUUUAAAACACACCGCCGGGGGAAGGAGGAGUGUGUUGAUGGAGAGACUCGGCAAGAGGCGGCGGAAAAGCGCGAGGCGCCGAGGCGCAUAAGGAGAAAACCACCAGGAUAGGAGGAAUGAACGCGUGAAAAGCAGAAAAAGAAGAAAAGAAGAAGAAAACAGAAGAAAGGGAAGAGGGGAGGGAUAGAAAACGCCCUUCUUAACACCCCUCUCCCCCUAAAAAAAAAAAAAAACUCCUAAAUCCCCGCAGUUUCUGGAGGAUCAGGGCGAAGUUGAGCAUGGCGCGGGGAGCCGAGCUGGGGUCCUGCCCGACUUUUCAAACUUAAUUGGAGGAGCAUUUCCGGUUGGAUCAAUCCACAUUUUUUUCUCCUGCUCGUGGUGCGGGAGAUCCCAGAAAACCCUACAGGCCAAGCAGGAGCUCCAUUUGUUUUUGUUUAGUUUAGUUUAGUGUAGUUUUCAAGAGCUCGCGCAGGAUCCGAGCGAACCACGAGCAUUGUCUAAUCUUAGAGGAUAUGAUCUGAUGCGAUGAUGUCUUCAGGAGCAGAAAGCAGGAUGGAGAAGCGCCAGAAGAAACUGGAGGCCAUGAUCAGAGACCCGCGCUCUGCCGUCAACCUGGAAAGUUUGCUUGACGCCAUGAACGCCGUGGUUCUAGACCUGAGCUUUCCCGCCUUGCGCAAAAACAAGAACAUUGAAACCUUCCUGAAUAGAUAUGAGGCAGUUAUGGGUGAUAUCAGAGAACUGCAGAUGAAGCCGGAGGAUUUCGACAAGGUGAAGGUGAUCGGCAGGGGAGCGUUCGGGGAAGUUCAACUGGUGAGACACAAGGCAUCUCAGAAAGUUUAUGCUUUGAAGUUGCUGAGCAAAUUUGAGAUGAUCAAGCGCUCGGAUUCUGCUUUUUUCUGGGAGGAGCGAGACAUCAUGGCGUUCGCACACAGUCCAUGGGUCGUACAGCUGUGCUGUGCGUUUCAGGACGACAGGUUCCUCUACAUGGUGAUGGAAUACAUGCCGGGCGGAGACCUGGUCAACCUCACUAGUACAUACGACGUUCCCGAGAAAUGGGCUAAGUUCUACACGGCCGAGGUAGUCAUGGCUCUGGACGCCAUCCACUCCAUGGGUUUCAUUCACCGAGACGUGAAGCCCGACAACAUGCUGCUGGACCACAACGGCCAUCUCAAACUUGCCGACUUCGGCACCUGCAUGAAGAUGGACUCGACGGGCAUGGUGCACUGUGACACGGCGGUCGGCACGCCCGACUACAUCUCACCCGAGGUGCUAAAAUCACAGGGUGGAGACGGGUACUAUGGGCGCGAGUGUGACUGGUGGUCUGUCGGAGUGUUUAUUUUUGAGAUGCUUGUUGGUGACACCCCGUUUUACGCCGAUUCCCUGGUAGGGACCUACAGUAAAAUCAUGGAUCAUAAGAACUCGCUGAACUUCCCAGACGAUGUUGAGAUCUCAAAGGAAGCCAAAAAUAUCAUCUGUGCAUUUCUGACCGACAGGGAGGUACGUUUAGGGCGGAACGGAGUGGAAGAGAUUAAGAGACACCCGUUCUUCAAAAAUGACCAGUGGACCUUCGAGACCAUCAGAGACACCGUGGCCCCCGUCGUCCCCGAGCUGAGCAGUGAUAUCGAUACGAGUAAUUUCGACGACAUUGAGGAUGACAAGGGCGACGUGGAGACGUUCCCGACACCUAAAGCCUUCGUAGGGAACCAACUCCCUUUUGUUGGAUUCACGUACUUCAAAGAAAACAAGUUGUUAAAUACUUUUAAUGGUUUAUCAGAACGUCCUGCUUCUGUUCAAGGAGAGGACAGUGUUUUGCUCCAAAAGAAGCUACACUCAUUAGAGGAGCAGCUUAAUAUCGAGAUGCAGGCCAAAGACGAGCUCGAGCACAAGUACAGGACAAGCAGUGCACGAUUCGAGAAAAUCACCAAAGAGCUAGAGGAGGAGAUAAGCAGUAGGAAAACUCUGGAGUCGUCUCUCAGACAACUGGAAAGAGAAAAGGCUCUGCUUCAGCACAAAAGUGUCGAGAACCACAGAAAGGCAGAGAACGAGGCAGAUCGCAAACGCUGCCUCGAAAACGAAGUGAACAGUCUGAGGGAUCAGCUGGACGAGAUGAAGAAGAGGAACCAGAACUCUCACAUUUCCAACGAGAAGAACAUCCACCUGCAGAGACAGCUAGACGAGGCAAACACGCUUCUGCGGGCAGAGUCGGACGCGGCGGCUCGUCUGCGCAAGUCGCAGGUGGAGGGCAGUAAACAGUUGCAGCAGCUGGAGACGCAUAUGCGAGAGCUGCAGGAUAAAUGCUGCCUGCUGGAGAGCAGCAAACUCACGCUGGAGAAAGACUACAUCAGCCUGCAGGCGGCGCUGGACACCGAGAAACGAGAACACACACAUCGCUCCGAGACCAUCUGUGACCUGCAGGCACGUCUCUCGGGUCUGGAGGACGAGGUGAAGCAGGUGAGACUGGUUCUGUCCAAAGCUGAGACUGAGAAGAGACAGCUGCAGGACAAACUCACUGAUUUGGAGAAGGAAAAGAGCAAUAUGGAGAUUGACAUGACGUACAAGCUGAAGGUUCUGCAGCAGAGUCUGGAGCAGGAAGAGUCGGCGCACAAGGCCACGAAGGCCCGACUUGCCGACAAGAGCAAGAUCAGCGAAUCCAUUGAGGGAGCGAAGUCCGAGGCAGUAAAGGAUCUGGAGCAGAAGCUGCAAGCAGAACAUUCCUCCAAACUGCAGGUGGAAAACCAGCUGCUUGAGUUGGAGAAACACAACUCCAUGUUGGACUGCGAUUAUAAACAGGCACUGCACAAACUCGAUGAGCUGCACAGACACAAGGACCGGCUCACUGAGGAGGUGAAGAACUUGUCUCUGAAGAUCGAGCAGGAGGUCCAAAAGCGAAAUCUGACCCAGAAUGACCUGAAGGUACAGAACCAGCAGCUCAGCACCAUAAAGACAUCAGAGAAGCAGCUCAAACAGGAAAUCAAUCACCUGCUGGAAAUCAAGCGGAGCCUGGAGAAGCAAAUCAUGGAGCUUCGCAAGGAGCGUCAGGAUUCUGAUGGACAGAUGAAGGAGCUUCAGGAUCAGCUGGAGGCAGAACAGUAUUUCUCAACUCUGUACAAGACUCAAGUGCGGGAGUUAAAGGAGGAGUGUGAAGAGAGGAAUAAGCUUUAUAAAGACAUGCAGCAGAAUCUGCAGGAGCUGCAGGAGGAGAGGGACUCUCUUGCCGCUCAGUUGGAGAUCACCCUGACGAAGGCCGACUCUGAGCAGCUGGCUCGCUCUAUUGCUGAGGAACAGUAUUCUGAUCUGGAGAAGGAGAAGAUCAUGAAGGAGCUCGAGAUUAAGGAGAUGAUGGCCAGACACAGACAGGAACUUGCUGAAAAGGACACCACCAUCAGCUCGUUGGAGGAAGCUAACCGCAUGCUAACGAGUGACGUAGCAAACCUGGCUAAUGAGAAAGAAGAGCUGAACAACAAGUUUAAGGAGGCAAUGGAUGAAAUGCAGAAUCUAAAGAAUGAUGAACAGUCCAUCACACAGAUGAAGCUCGCCUAUGAGAAGCAGCUGCAGUCAGAGAGGACCCUCAAGACUCAGGCUGUGAACAAGCUGGCUGAAAUCAUGAACAGGAAAGAGGUGCGUGGUAAUGGAAGUCGCCGUGGAAACGACACGGAUGUGAAGAGGAAGGAGAAAGAAAACAGGAAAUUGCAGCUGGAGCUACGAUCGGAACGAGAGAAACUGAACAGCACCAUCAUCAAAUAUCAACGAGAAAUCAACGAAAUGCAGGCACAACUAGCGGAUGAAUCAGUGAUGCGUGUCGAGCUGCAGAUGGGUCUGGACAGCAAAGACAGUGACAUCGAGCAACUCCGAAGCCUCCUCAAUUCCAUCAACGUGCACUCGCUCGACUCGGCCAGCAUGAGCAGCGGUCCAGAGUUCGAAACCGAUGAAUCGCUGCCAGAGACAAGGUUAGAGGGCUGGCUGUCUCUCCCCGUGAGGAACAACACCAAGCGUUUCGGCUGGGAGAGAAAAUAUGUGGUGGUGAGCAGCAAGAAGAUCCUCUUCUACAACAGUGAACAGGAUAAAGAGCAGUCAAAUCCCUACAUGGUGCUGGAUAUAGAUAAACUCUUCCACGUUCGUUCAGUCACCCAGACGGAUGUAUACCGGGCAGAUGCUAAAGAAAUUCCUCGAAUAUUCCAGAUCCUUUACGCAAACGAGGGUGAGAGUAAGAAAGAGCAGGAAGUGGAACCGCUGCCUAUUGGAGAGAAAUCCAGCUACAUCUGCCACAAAGGGCACGAGUUCAUCCCAACGCUCUACCAUUUUCCCACUAACUGCGAGGCUUGCACCAAACCGCUGUGGAACAUGUUCAAGCCUCCUCCUGCACUCGAGUGUCGCCGUUGCCACAUCAAGUGCCACAAAGACCACAUGGAUAAGAAGGAGGAGGUGAUCGCACCGUGUAGAGUUAACUACGAUGUGUCCACGGCGAAGAACCUCCUACUGUUGGCAUCAUCUCAGGAAGAGCAGCAGAAGUGGGUCAGCAGGCUCGUUAAGAAGAUCCCUAAAAAGCCCCCGGGCCCCGAUUGGAGCCACCGCUCAUCUCCUCGUGUCCCCACCAAAGUUCAGGCCAGCCAGUCGAUGAGGAGAGCCAGCCGGCAGUUGCAGGCCGGGAAAACCAGGACUGGGCAAAACUGCUCGGAGCCCACAGCACCCCCUCCAGGCAGGGAGAAAUUCAUCCACCACAAGGGUCAUGAGUUUUUGCCCAUUUUCUACCACUUCCCUACUACGUGUGAAGCCUGCGCAAAACCCCUGUGGAACAUGAUCAAGCCUCCCUUGGCUCUGGAGUGCCAACGGUGCCAGAUCAAGUGCCACAAAGACCACAUGGACAAGAGAGAGGAGGUUCUUACGCCGUGUAACCCUGCCAGAUUCGACCCCCAGUUUGCCUCCGGGUGAAAAUUAGCUCGGCGGGGAGAUAACGAUUCUUUAUAGCGAGCAACAGCGGGAAAUGAACUGGAGCUCAAGCAACCUCAAUUUUGCAGUUUCAUAUUAUGAAUCUUUGUAACUGCAAGGCGUCAUGGCUGAGAGAGCCAUCGAUUUAAAAAAAAAAAAGUUUUAGCUCCAUUUCAUUUUUCUGACUUUCACACACACUGUGAAACAGAUACUUAAAGAUCUUGUCAUUCAUGUCUUGCCCUUUGCCACUAACAAACCUUUCCAUUCAAUCCAGCAUCCAUAAUUAAACAUACAUGCUUGGGGUUAAAGCCUAGAUUAACAGUAUUUGAAGGCUGUGUCAUAAAAAUCCUAAUAACAAUAUUUUUGGAGUGUAAAGUUUAAAAAGAUUUCAUUUUGAUGAUCCCAUACAGCCUUCAAAUGACCGUUUAUUUAGCAAUCAAACUCGUGGCUUUGCUUGGAUAUUAGCAUUUUAGCUAGUUUCUGGACUGCAAGUCUACAGGAGAUUUAGUAAAUCUUCAGGACAGUCGUUAUCAGACCAGUCAAAACAAAACAGCUAUUUAUGAUUGGAUCUUAUUCAUGUUCAUGAAAUCUUAACCCGUCACCAGAACUGAACAGUGGUUUAUUUCAUUUGAAACCCAGUGUUCAAGGUGAAAACCCUCUCUAAGUGCUUAAAACAAGCACACUCUUCUGUCUUCUGAGAUCUAGAUGUUGGACAUAAGCACUGGUGUUAUCCCUAUUGAAGAAAUUAAUUAGUCUGUAUUAUUAUGUAAAUGUUAGUAUUAAAGUAGCCUUCAAGGGGGUUAGCUGUUUACAGGGUCUUACUAUUUUCAGGAGAUUUAGUCUCUAAUUUCCUCUUGUUUAGCAGUACAGCGCUGGCAGGUGAUGCUUACUUACAUUUCAACAAAACUUAGACUGAACCAUCAGAGAUUCUGGAAGCGGGUGAUCCUUCUCUGUAGGCUAAAUCUUAGCACUCUUCCUUCCUUUCAGGCUUCUGGAUGUGGGUCUUGAGGACUGGCAUUGGGCUUUGGAUGAGAUCCAUGAUGAUGAUGAUGAUGAUUUUGUGAAUGAAUUUAAUGUGUAAAGGAGCAUGCAGGGGUUCAAAUCAUGGUAACUCCUGAGUGGAUGAUUGCGAGUGUGAGUUUGAAGUGGGUGUUCAUGAAAGCUGCUGCUCAGCAGGGACCAAGAACUCGGUCCGUUCCAAACAUCCUCUCUUUCAAGUUUUACUCUGAAAUCGGACUUCACAUUCCAUUCAUAUUUCCACUGUAAAGUCCAGCCCAAGUGUUUUGUACUAAUGAAAGAGAGAAUGUUUACCAUUGGGUGUUUGGCUUGUCUCUUUCUCCGCCGGAUUUUUUUGACCUUUUAACCUUUUAACCUCUUCACCCCAGCCCACCCAGGUCAGGAUCUCCAACGAGAAGAAAGGACUCCAAGAGCCAUCUGAACAAAUGACUCACUUGUUUUUGAUGUUUUUUUUUUUUCUUCUUUUACUUGAAUCUUUUUUUGGCAAACAUUUUAUUUAUCAAAAUACAAACCCAUGUUUACAGCUAGCUGAGCAACAUUUGUUAUACUGUUUAAAGAAAACAAAGUGUUGUAUUAAAGCAGGAUCAUGAUCUAUUUUAGGAGGUCUGCUAUCUCAUGCAAUAAAGGUUUGCGAAAUGGAACGUUUUACGUUUGCAUAGUGAGUGCAUGCACGGUGUGGUGUGUCGUCAUCUGCAGGCAUGUGCUGAUAUUAAAUGUGAAAUAUGUAAAAAUCGUAUGCAAAAUUUUUACUUACUCAGGUGUGAGGUCUAUUAUGGGAUUUCUGUCACUUUUUUUUGCAGAGGAAAUUUGCAAUACUUGGCAAAAACCAAUUGUAUGUAAUAUAUUUUUUAAUUCCUUGCUCUGAACCUUCUGUGGCAAACAUUUACUUUCCGAAUAUAUUUAUUUGGAUGUACUUUAUCGGCUUAUGAUGCUAAUGUAAAAUAAAAAAUCAUGUAUGUUA